AUGUUGUCACCGCUGCUCCCCGUCCUCCCCCGGCUCCUCCGCGGCUGUGCAUCCGUCAGCAGAGUCCCUGUGUGCGGCCUCAGCUCCGGACGUCUCCCCGGGGUCCAGCGGCUGCUCCUGCCCGCAGUGUCGAGGUCACUCUGCGGCAGAGAGAGCUGGAGUUGCCGUGUGCGUGGAUUCUGUCCUCCGUCUCGUGGGGUGUCCUCGGGGGGGUCCUCGGGGGGGCAGUCUCCAGAGGGCCAGCUCAUCUACACAGGCAGCCUGGCAACCGCUGUUCGAGGUGUGAAGGCCUUCUCCUACAGCACCAGUGGAGCUGCCCUGCUGCUCAUGCCUCAGGUCCUGCUGACCACGGGCCUGGAGGCUCACAGCUGGGUCUUCCAGGUCUUCUUCUGCUCCGUCAUCGGCGCCUUCACUCUGGUCACGCCCGUCCUGCUGCACUUGCUGACCCGAGGGUACGUGGUGCGGCUGUAUCACGAGGCGGAGGGCGACACUUACACGGCGGUCACCUACAGCGUCCUGCUCCAGGAGAAGAGGACGGUGUUCGGGCAGCAGGAGGUGCAGAUCCCCGCGGUCUCCAGGAUGUUCACCAGCUUCUAUGCAGGCCGCAUGGGGCUCCUGGUGAACCCCGAGCUCUUCAGACUCCCUCAGGACUACAACCACCUCAUGGGCUACGACAAACCCUUCAACUUCAGCCCGGAUCAGCUGGACUGA
This is a messenger RNA of Knipowitschia caucasica, 711 nucleotides long. The record is from the annotation of a GenBank genome assembly. Lineage: Eukaryota; Metazoa; Chordata; Actinopteri; Gobiiformes; Gobiidae.